AUGGGAGCGGAACACCAUUUAUGGGGUGAAGCGUAUAAAUCGUUGAAAAAAAAUAAAAAUGAUAUGAAUCCGGAACUAAAAGACAAAAUUCAAGCACUAAUUAACCACAAAGAAAAGCAAAGCAAGGAUUUUUUAAAUGUUUUUAUCUGCCAAAUGGAAGAAAUUGGAACUUUGCAAAGAUUAAGAGAUUUUGCCGAAGAUGAAGAGCGACCUCAACUCACGAGUGAAAUCAAAGAAAAUUUGACUGAAACCAUCGAAAAAGAAGUGGCUUUCAUUGCCAAAAACAUUGAAACUAAGUUAGAUAAAAACCAAAAUCUUUAUUUUAAACUAACUCUCCGGGGUUUACCCAACUGCUUUUAUGCUUUUAGUUAUAAUUUCCCAGUAAAAACUUUCCGAACUUUACAAGAAGCUCCGGAAAAACUCAUCAAUCAGUUAGCCCUAAUUGCUUAUCAAGAUGCAGUCCAAGCACUCAACCAGUAUGGUGCCGAUCAUGAAUAUCCUAAUCUAGGAAAGGUUAUAAAUCUGGCUCCAAUCUUAAGAAAUUUAGGAGAAAUUUUUGCUAAUCUUAAAAGAAUGACCGGCAAAUUAAAGGAUUACACGGAUCGAGAACUAGCGAAUGAACUAGCGAAAAGAAUUAACCAGUUUUCUUUAGAUCCCAUUUGUUUACUUUAUCCUUUAGUAGUGGCAGGAUUUAUGAAUCAAUUAGAAAAUAAGUUAGAAUUAACCCAAAAAAUCCAAAUUCUCCAAGAAUUAACUACCCAGUUAGAA
Molecule: messenger RNA, 768 nt
Organism: Funneliformis geosporum
Lineage: Eukaryota; Fungi; Glomeromycota; Glomeromycetes; Glomerales; Glomeraceae
Source: the annotation of a GenBank genome assembly